AUAACACACAAGCUUAGAGCAGCAUCAGACUUCACAAGACCUGACAACGAGAUGGAACUUAAUUUACUGCAGGUCCUGGAAUGUGAGCAAGUACUGGAAGUACUUCGCAGAGAUAAGCAGCUGAGAGUCAUAGAAGAGGACAGAAUCAGACUGUUGAAGCAGGACUUGCAGGAGGUGCAUAGAAAAAGUGCAAAAAGCUCUGGGUGGCAGUAUGGUCAAAGGAUAUGUGCGCGGUGCCAGAGGUCACUGGGAAAGCUCUGGAACAGUGGAGCAGUGUGCCACGGCUGCAGUCACCGAAUCUGCCCAAAGUGCCGCGUCAGUGUGACCACCAUUGGCUGGAGAUGCACUGUCUGCUUUACUUACAGAGAUGUAAAAUUCCGAUCUGGAGAGUGGUUCUUGGAGGAAAGGUCAAAGAAAUUCCCUGCCACAGGCAAAAAUGAGAGUGUAGGAGAGAGGCUGCUGAGGACCUAUGGCGUGUUAAGUCAUAUAGCCAUUGUGCCACCAACACCUCCUCCUCAUUUGGAUUGUGCUUUCCUGAGCAAGUCGGGGAAUUCGCAAAACUGUAAACCACUGAGAAGCUCCAUGGAGGAUUUAAUGCUUUCUGUUACCAGUCAUAUCAGAAAGAAAUCAACAUCAGAAAAUGAUGUGAGGUAUGAUCACCUUAAAGUGGAAAACAUCAAGAAAUCAUCUCAUCUGAAUAUUCAGAAAAGUUUAUCAGACACGGAUAUCAGAAGAAGUCUCAAACUUUUCAAAGUUCCCAGCCUUCCAAAUGUGUUUAAGAGAAGCAGAGAGAGUGACCCAGAGAGCUGGUCCACAGGAGCAGAAGACACCACCUCCUUCACUUCAGGCAGCUGUGGCAGCGUGAGCACAGACUGUGGACCCAUGGAUGCCCUCAGUGCAGUAGGAGAACUGGAGCUGGCUGUGGCCUAUGACAACACAACAUCCUGUUUGGAGAUUACUGUGGGCGCCUGUCGAAACCUCAUGUGUGGAGACUCCAAAAAGAAGAAAUCUAACGUGUAUGUCCAGGUGUACAUCCGCCCAGGGAAGCAUGCUAAAUUAAAAACAACAGUGAAGAAAAGUAGCACCAAUCCAGUCUACAGAGAGGUUUUAAAGCAUCACAUAGAACACUCCAUGUUGUUUGGGAAGCAUCUGCAGGCCUGUGUUUUCAACGCUGGAAGCCUGAGGAGGAAAGCAUUUUUGGGGGAAGUUCUGAUUCCUCUGGAUGGGUGGGCUUCAAGUAGGUCCAUCGAGGGCUUCCAGUGGUAUCCUCUGUGUACAAAGAAGUCUGAUAACUGGACCUCUGGGUGACUGCCGCUCUCUGAAACCUCAGCACUAUCUGAAAUAACUUUGAGUUCAGACUGAUCAUUGUACAAUCCAAGACAGCCCUUCAUGCAGAGAAGACCAGACCCUGAAUGCUCCACCAGAACCCUCACCCUCACGUGACUCACCUCCAUCCACAUGUCCUCAUUUGUCAUUAGCUCAUUGCAAAAGGUAUUAGUAAUAGUAAAGCAUGUCGACGCUAAAAAUAAAGAUAAAGGUCAGUGAGACGAUCACUGAAAUGAAUUACUCUCUGUAUCAGCCACUGAUGAGCACCUGGACUCACCCCUUUGAGGGUUAUGUUUUUACUGCUCUUCCUUUGUUCAUAUGGAAUCGUAUGAUUCUAAGAUGACAAACACAUUGAAAGUUAACUUAUAACUCUUAUAUGCCUAUAUUGUCUGUAUAGAAUAAAGAAUUAUUUAAAUCUAAUAA
Messenger RNA from Boleophthalmus pectinirostris (great blue-spotted mudskipper), 1749 nucleotides. RefSeq names its product synaptotagmin-like 3 (gene sytl3). Gene Ontology annotation, molecular function: small GTPase binding; neurexin family protein binding. Lineage: Eukaryota; Metazoa; Chordata; Actinopteri; Gobiiformes; Gobiidae. Gene Ontology annotation, biological process: intracellular protein transport; exocytosis. The transcript has 12 exons. The coding region runs from base 52 to 1308 and encodes 418 amino acids. The record is from RefSeq and is a predicted model, not a curated record. Gene Ontology annotation, cellular component: exocytic vesicle; plasma membrane.